Messenger RNA from Lingula anatina, 7399 nucleotides. RefSeq names its product ubiquitin carboxyl-terminal hydrolase 24. Gene Ontology annotation, cellular component: cytosol; nucleus. Gene Ontology annotation, molecular function: cysteine-type deubiquitinase activity; protein binding. Lineage: Eukaryota; Metazoa; Brachiopoda; Lingulata; Lingulida; Lingulidae. The record is from RefSeq and is a predicted model, not a curated record. Gene Ontology annotation, biological process: protein deubiquitination.
CAAUCCAGAAACCGAAUAUCAUAUGAAGAACAAAAACCGGAAAGCUGACAAAAUGUACUGGGAGGAGAAGCUAGGAGAAAAAGGACUCAGCGCUAUCAGUCCUCAGGGGGCAUUUAAGGAACCUUAUGGGUGGCUCACUAAUUUAAUCAACAGGUUUGCCUUUAAAGGUGGAUUCCAUUGCAUUGAAAAAAGUAUGAAGAAGGAGGAUUUAGAUGCCCCUGCAAUGGCUGCAUUGUUUCAUCCAUUUGGUCAGUGUGCAGAGUUCCUCAAUGAAGACGUGGUCAAGCCAUUACUGGCCAAUGGGCUGGAGAGGGUCAUUCAGUUUGUUCAAGGACUGAGUGAGAAUGAUCUCAAAGAUAAGAGAGUUGGGAGUGUUUGUGAUUUGCUGGCUACAGUUAAAUUGAUCUGCCUGGAGAUGUGGAAGACUGAUGUCUCUUCUGUGGAUGAACUCAGACUAGAAAUAGUGCUCAGGAUGAUUAAAUCACCCAACUUCAAUGCAAGGAUGAAUGCUUUAAAAGAGGUCUCCAGACUAAUUGAAGAUGCUACAGCAACCAAGAUGUCAAAAAUUGCCAUACAUGCUGACAAAGUACAAGAUUGGCUGGAAGAGAAAAAUGUGUUGUCAUUGGCACUAGAAGGAAACAUAGACCAAGACCAAUAUUGUGAAAAAAUCAAAGGCAUAGUAGAUUUUCUAGGAACUAGACUUUCUUUAGAUGAAAUAGAACAAAUCUGGAAAAUCCAGCAUGGCAGAAGUAACCAUGUUGUGGACAAUAUUCACACCAUCAUGGCAGCUGCGGCAGUGAAGUUUAAUCCUCAGCAACUCGAUAACUUUGUUAUUCUUGUACAGAAAAGCUGGCAAGUUGAGAAUGACAAAAUGAAAGAAAGGCUGCUGAGUCUGAUAGGGCGUAUAGGGAAGGAUGCCAGGGUUCCUAAGACCACCACCAGAGUGCUGGAACUGCUGUGGGACCUGGCCCAUGUCCCGUCACUGACCACCAACUUAAUAGAGCAGGCCCUGGGAGAACAUCUGGUCAUUCUCAGUGAUGCCUAUAGUGUGCGAGAGCAGGUGAAGAAGAAUUACUUAACUAAAUGUGUGGAAGACAUAAAGAAGGGAGUGUGGGUGCUACCUGCUUUGAAACAACUCUUACAUAUAUCCAAAAAUAUAGCAAAGCAAACAUUCUCAAAAGCUGACAGGGGUAUCUUAUAUGACCUCAACAAAACCUGUGAUACAGUUAAGUUAGUAACCAAUAGUUUAGUCAAGUGCCAUAAACUGGGUGUUGAUGCAGCAAAGGCCAAGGAAGAACCUCUGCAACCAGACACAGUUGUGGAUGGCAGAUAUACUCAUGAAGAUUAUGUUAGUGUCCAUUUAGAAUUCCUCCAGUUCACAUUACAAGAAGGGGCACUGUACUUAUCCUGGCACAGGGCCAGGGACAUAUGGGACACCCUGGUGGCCAACCCUGAGGCCUGCAACUGGGACAAGGAGGUGUGUUUUGAGUGGUUUACAAAAGGGAUAUCUGACCUGGAAGCCGAAACACAAGAAUCGCUGUUCCAGAAAGAGCUGCUGAAGCUUGAUCCAUGUAAAAUGACUGAAAAGGGAUUCAGGUGCUGGAAAUUCUUUUUUGAAAGUGUCAACAUGUAUCAGAAUAAACUAAAGAAGCAGGGUACUCUCUUGGUUGUUGAGAAAAGUGAUCUCAUUGGUCUAGACUAUCUGUGGGAGACAUGCCUCAAUAUCACAGAUGAAGACAUUGCUCAGGAAGCCAUAGAUGUCCUACUUCACAUGUCCUACAUCAGUCUGGUACCAAAACUGAAGAAGGAUCCUGUUCCACUGCACAGAAAGUUUAUCGAGGAAUGUUAUGGAAGACUUGAGGGUGCAAUGAUAACAAUAGGAGGCUCAGCCAUUUUCCAGGCUUUCUCCACUGCAACCAAGACCCUGACAGCAGCAGUGGUCCCAGAGGUGGCUUCUGUCCCCUCACCUAGCAGGUCUGCCAAGUUACUGAACAUAGAGAGGCUCCUGUCCAUAGCAGAGAGGUACAUCCUGACAGUGGAAGAGCUACAUAUGGGUCCUAGAACCAUCCUCCCUCAUGGUGCAUCUUUCCAGGGACAUCCCCUCAACCUGUACGUCAGUUCAGAGUCACCUAAACAUGAGUUCACAGUCACAACACACAGCAAUGAAAGACUAGUAUCUGUGAGGCAGAAGAUAGCUAUGGAGUUGAAGUGUUCACCAGAGCAAGUUCAGAUAGUGGCCAAUGACAAAAUGUUGACACAAAUGAAGGACCAAAAGCUGAUGCAUCAGUUGAAUAUUGAGGACCAGCAGACAGUUUGUGUGCGGACGCUAACUGGCAUUGGGACAUCAGGGUCUGGAAGUGCUGCUGUUAAAGAGCCACCUCCAUCAUACAGGUCCACAUUUGAUCUAGAACAGGAAAAAACAUUACCUGGUGUUGUCAUGGCGUCAGGUGGCCAGGUGUUUGAUAUGUUAUAUCAAAUGGCAGAGUUAGAAGAACCAAAGAUCAUGAUUUGUGUGAGAAAUUUACUGAAACUCAUCCCCACAGACCCCUCAGUCAGUGAUGCCUUGGACUCCAUUGGGCAGAGGCCUCUCAGACAGCCUUCUCCAGAGGCCAGUCCCAGCCCUGCAGCCAGUCCUAAGAACAGUCCCAGGAAAGCUGCCGUGAUGCCAGCGCCACUCACCAGUCCUAAAUCUACACCAAAAGAUGUUCUCAGGGGGUUGUUUGAUGCCUCGUCACCAGAUAUGAAUCCUUUUAGGGUGCUUUAUAACCUUGAGGUAUUAAGCAGCAAACUCAUGCCUACCUGUGAAGAAUCAGGGACCUUAGAAAGUGCCAAACACUUCUGUGACGAUUUCCUCAAUGGUGGAGGAUUAAACUUGGUGGUCAAUCUGCUUCAGAAGGAAGCCAUUACGCCAGAUGUAGAUUAUAAAACCAGACAAGGCUGUUAUGCCAUAGGCCUUAGGUUGCUAAGAUAUUUAUUAUGUGGACAAACAGCAACAGGAGACAGUAAAAUCCUGACAUUACGCAGACGUCACAGUAGCACUGGUGCUAGCCUCUCAGCCGCAGCAGCAGCCAGGUCAUCUCCUGUCAAGUCCACUUCAUCUUCCAAGACAGCUGCCAUAGCAAUACAGACAAUGAGCAACACUGACUUCACAGAGACGGUCUCAUGUUUUAUGCGUGUAACCUGGGCAGCAGCUGCGGGAAGACUCCAUCUUGCCAGUGCCGUACAGCCAAUCAGAGAGUCCAGCAGUGGAAGACGCAGCAGACAAAGUAGUACAGGCAGCACAGCUAGUAACAGUAGUGAUGACAGUCAGUCCCUGUAUGCUGGAGUCUGUGCCCAUCAAACUAGUAUAUCUAACAAAGAUGUCACAAUAGCUAAAGAGGCUCUAGAACUUCUGGUCACCUGCUUGCAGCUACGCAGUCAAUUAAUAGCAUCUUUCUACAACUUACCGUGCAUAGGAGACUUCAUAAUUGAUGUUUUGGUCGGCUGUCCUGAUUUAGAGCUCAGGAAAUGUGCCAGGGACCAGUUUUACAAACUGAGCAAGACAUCAGUAGUUCCCCAGCAGGAGGGGCAGCAGACACCACACCAUUUCUUACUCCAGGUCCUGCUGAAGGCCAGGCUGCCAUUCUGGGUGCCUUCCAGUAGUAUCCGAGGAUCUAGUCAGAGGUUGCUAAGCCAGUGUACCCAGUACUUUGAGUUGAGAUGUUCUCUCUUAGAAAUGUUGAGUGUUGACGCACAAAAGAAGCUACAAAUAAAUCCAACCCAGAUGCUAGAAGAUGAAAUAGCUUGGCUGGGAAACUUUAAUCCAUCAGAACAGAAUGGCAUGAUGGAUACUGACAAUAUUCUCUUAGAAGGACACCUUAAUCUGAUAAGGACUCUCUUUACAUGUGAUGGAGUGGAGAAAAGGUCCUGGGGCAAGGAUCUCUUGAAAGACUUGCUGAAUGAUUUUCUGUUUCCAUCUUCUAAGCACAUCAUAGAUGAACCUGGGCCCACAAACACCAACAACAAUCAGUGGAACAGUAGUUCAAGAUGUGGCAGUCCAGAGUCCAGAGUGGCAGCUUACCAGUUGUUGGUAGAACUUGCUAAUGAGUGUGCUGAGAACCUGCAGGAUAUCUGUAGACAGCUGCUGAACAUGCACCACAGACAUAACCCUGACACUGCACAGGAGUGGGAGUUCCUCCCUCCAGUGGAAAGUAGAGCGAGCUGUGGUUUUGUUGGACUGAAAAAUGGUGGUGCUACAUGUUACAUGAAUUCUGUGAUCCAGUUACUAUAUAUGGUCCCAGGAAUACCAGAGUAUAUUUUGGGCAUAGAUGAUGAAAAUUUAGACGAAGAGAGUGUGUUCUACCAGAUCCAGCAUGUAUUUGGCAAUCUUAUGGAAAGCAAACUUCAGUACAAUGAACCAGAGAAAUUCUGGAAAGUGUUCAAACUCUGGGGUCAGACUGUCAACAUCAGGGAACAGCAGGAUGCAUUUGACUUCUUCACAGCAUUGAUAGACCAGUUAGAUGAACACUUAAAGAAAAUUGGGCGAGAAACUGUUUUCAAAAGAAGAUUCCAGGGUAUCUUUUCUGAUCAGAAAAUUUGCAGGGAUUGUCCUCACCGGUAUGAAAGGGAAGAGGCUUUCUAUGCUCUGAAUUUGACUGUGAAAAAUACAACUCUUCAGGAUUCUCUAGACCAGUUUGUGAAAGGGGAGUUGUUGGAAGGAGAAAAUGCUUACUUUUGUGAAAAAUGUGGGGAAAAGCGAGACACAGUGAAGAGAUUGUGCAUCAAAGCAUUACCCCCGCUGCUCUGCAUUCAGUUGAAGAGGUUUGGAUAUGACUGGGAGGCAAAUAGGGCACUCAAGUUUGAUGAUUAUUUUCAGUUUCCCUGGGUGUUAGACAUGGAACCCUACACAGAACAGGGAAUGUCCAAACGUGAGUCAGUGGUGGACCUGAUGGCCGAGGUCCCUGGGGAGGAUAGUGACCAACCCAUAGAGCUGCCAGCCUCUCCUUUGGCCACAAAAGCAAUCAACUACGAACUGGUUGGGGUGAUUGUCCACAGUGGUCAAGCCAAUGCUGGACAUUACUACUCAUUUAUUAAGGACAGGAGGGGCAAUGUGAUGAGCAACCCAAAUAGAGGGAAAUGGUUUAAGUUUAAUGACACAGUGGUAGAAGAGUUUGAGAUGACAGAUGCUGCACUGGAAGCAGAAUGCUUUGGAGGAACAUACAAGGCUAAGAUCUAUGAUCAGUCUAAUUCCUAUCCUGAAGAGAGGCUGCGCUACUGGAGUGGGUACCUGUUGUUCUACGAGCGUAUAGAGGAGAUGAUGAGAACUCCAGUGUCAGCCAAGAAGAGCCGGGUGUCCAAGAUGAGGAAAAGUCUGCAAGGGCUCAGUUCUGACAGAGAUAGCUUUGUGGAGCUGACAGAGCUGGUCUGUAGGGGGGACCACCAGGGCAUCUUUACUGAUAAGAUGCCAGCCAGGAUACAACAGCAAGUGAAAGAAGAAAACCUGAGGUUCAUGAAGAACAGAGAUGUCUAUAGCCCAGAGUACUUCAGAUUCAUUAGAGAAUUAGUCAUGAAAAAUUCAUACCACACAGAACAUCCAUGUUUUCCAAUGAUGUCUCUGGAGUCCUUACAGCUGGGGGUACAGUUCUUAAUACACACCUACCUCAGAACAAAGAAACAGCUCAGGUGUGACAUGGAUGAGUGGAUUGCCUGCAUUGAAACUUUGGUCCAUGGAUGUAAGUCAGCUUGUGAUUGGCUGAUAGAGUACCUGGCUAGUGAAGAAGGAGCGGCGUAUGUGUGCCAUUUCCUAUUGAAGUGCCCAACCAGAGAAAUUAGGAUAGCAUUUGGACGGAUCUUAGAAAGAACCAUGAGGUGCUAUUUUGAACAUGGAGGAACCACAGACCACAUUUGUUUCAAUGAAUUGAUUGAAAACUUGCUACUUUUGCUGGGCAGAGAUGUCCCUGAGAACUGUAAACAGUGCACUCAGUACUUCCGAGUCUUGAGCAAUUACGCACAAAUGGGAACAAUGGCCUGUCAGCAUCUCUUCAGCAGGAAUGCCUUCCAAAGAAUGAUUCAUUUCUUACUGGGACCAGCCCCUGCUGCUAAUGUGCAACAGGAAUCCAUCCCCAGGAAGUGGUCCUCUAUGCAGUCUCGGGACUUUGGUCCUCUUCACACCACUCUUGCCAUACUCAUUACUAACUGUGAUAUUGCUUCAUUCAGAACUGAAGAAGUGGGUAACCACCCUGCAUACCAGACUAAGCUAGUUCAGCCAGACAAACUACUGGACAUGCUACCUGAAGUACAAGAAUUUGUCUUUGGGAAAGAAUCUGGUCGCUAUCUGCGAGAAGUUGUCAUGGCAGUUCGUGAGAUAGGGGGCAGCAUUGCUCACAUCUUGGAUAUGUGCACAUACUGUAGCUUCUGCAAUGCCACAUUUAGCAUGACUCUUCUUAAGAAUAUUAUGUCGCAGUAUGCAUCUGCUCCUUCCAGUGAACUGAAAAGUUUAUUUGUUUUACUCAUGCAGUUACUGACUUUAGAAGACCCAUUGCAGUUGAAGAGAAUUCAGUGUACUAUUGAUGGCUACAUUGACGAGGAGAACUGCAGCUUUGAAGGAAUGUUAGGUGUAAUCAAAUGCAACCAUGCCAGUGACAGUAGACGUUCAUACCAGUGUAUCAAGUUCCUGGUCAACCUGGCCAACAAGUGUCCCCUGGCCAGAGAUUACCUGGUGCAGACACCCUCUAAGUGGCAGUGGGCUGUCAACUGGCUGAAGAGAAAGAUGCAACCCUCUGAGUUCACUUGGAGCUCCACGUCUACAAUAACUACUUCAUCUAACGAGGACUCGGACAGCAAAACUUUUCAAAGAACCAUGAGUGCCCAGGAUACAUUAGCAGAGGCCACUGCACUACUUACAGAACUGGAGGCUCAGGAGUCUGAGAUGGAUACAAACACUCUAAACAAUGAAGAAACUCGUGAGCAAGAUUCAAACUCUCAAAGUAAAAUGGAUAGUCUUGAUGAAGUGGACUUUUAGAAUACUUAUUGGACUAAAUUGUUAAGCAUUCUAUGAAUGUUUUAUGACAUUUGACUUAUUAAGUUAAGGACAGUCUCUGUUUCAGCUGAGGUGAAGAAUUUUUUGUUUAAAUUAUUGGGGCAGCUUUAACAGACUCUUAUUGGAUAUAAUUCGGUUAUUUAGACCCUUAACAGUUUUCCUGUUGUUUUAAUUUGUUAUUCAUUUCAGUCAUUUUUGGCUUGGAAUGAUUUUCAAUAUAUGUAAACAAAAUGCUUACUGCAGUUAGUUACAAUAAGGGUUUGGGAGCACUUUAUUUUCUCAGGAAAUGCAUGUGUUCUUUUUUUCUGGGAAAAGUGGAUAUAGUAAUAAGAACAGUCUGCUGUCUUAUUUUUUUUUAAUUUGCUGAUUCAUUUAUUUUUU